GAAAUAUUUAUCAUGGUCAAUCACGUGGCUCUCAGCAGCGCCAUUGGUCUUUUCGGGAUCGGGGCGAACAUUUUCAACAUGUGCGUGUUCCUGAAGCAGGGCCUCACCAACUCCAUGAACAUCAGCUUUUUCGCCAUCGCCAUCUCCGACCUCUGCGCGAUGCUCAACCCCUACAUCGACCGGGUCGACUCCCCGCUUGAGUUCGACGAGAUGCAGUACCUGACGGCCGGUUGGCCUAACGGCACGGCGGCUCGCAUCACCUGCUGGGUCACCGCCUACAUCACCGACGAGCGGUGCCUGUCCAUCGCCUUGUCGCUGAAAGUAAAGCGCCUCGUCACGACUCCGCGAACAUCGUUCAUCAUUUUCCUCAUCUACCUCAUCAACAUCUUAUCCCUCGUCCCGGAAUACGCCAGCGUCUACUUCGGGUGGAAUUUUUACCCGAGCCGGAACAGAAGUUUGCUCGGAUUGGCUUGGCUUUCAGAAGUAACAGAUCGGCAACUGAAGGCUUGGUCUUUAAUUUCCACGCUUCCCUGGCUAUUUUAGCGUUCGCGGCAGUCGUCACGUUUACCAGCGUUCUCGUGUAUAAUCUCAAACGCAAAGCUAAAUGGCGGAAGAGCACGACGUUCGGUAAAGAGCAGCACGAGACGAGGACGCUGAGGGACAAAUAGACGACGGUUGCCAUGGUGACGCUGGUGGCCACAGUGCUCAUCCUUUGCUACACGCCGACCGUGACCUUCUCUGUCGUGUCGUCCCUCGUGCCGGACUUUAGCGUCGUCGGCAAACAGGUAAACAUAUUUCACACCUGCUGGUCGUUUGUGUUCCUCCUGUACACGUUCAACGCCAGCGUGAAUAUCUUCCUGUACUACAAGAUGAGCUCGAGG
This is a messenger RNA of Lymnaea stagnalis (great pond snail), 881 nucleotides long. Lineage: Eukaryota; Metazoa; Mollusca; Gastropoda; Lymnaeidae. The record is from the annotation of a GenBank genome assembly.